Messenger RNA from Diabrotica virgifera virgifera (western corn rootworm), 1053 nucleotides. Its product is annotated as transmembrane protein 231-like. The record is from RefSeq and is a predicted model, not a curated record. The coding region runs from base 115 to 1032 and encodes 305 amino acids. NCBI's taxonomy places the organism in Eukaryota, Metazoa, Arthropoda, Insecta, Coleoptera, Chrysomelidae. The transcript is spliced from 5 exons. Gene Ontology annotation, cellular component: ciliary transition zone; ciliary membrane. Gene Ontology annotation, biological process: cilium assembly; regulation of protein localization.
UGUUGCUGUUGGUCUAUAUGUAGGGGAAGGUAACCAUAGCAACAGUUUCAAGAAUGUCAACAGUUUGCACAUAAAUAUAAACAGAAUAUAACUUUUCAUUGAAGGAAUUAAACCAUGGUAGUUUUAGAAAUAUUUACACAAACUGUGAAAACAAGGUACAAAAGUACGUUAUGUUCAAAAGCUACAUUUUUAGCGGUGAUCUCCUGGUUAUUUAAAAUAAUUGUUCCAUACAUAAUUUGUUAUAAAACUGGAGGAUUCUGGUUAAAAACUGAUUUUUACUAUGAGCAACCAAAAGUGAACUUAGAGGGGGAUUACUUGAUCACUGCAGUCACUAAUAAUUUAAGUAAUCCAAUUAUUUGCAGUACAUAUUCCUAUUACAAGAGCUAUUUAUCAGAUUUGGACUUUUGUUCGUCCAUUAAGCUUCGAGAAAUCGAUAAAAAUUUUGAUGCAAAAAACGACGAAUUACGUUUUCAAGUUAAUAUAAAUCUUCAUUCCUACAAGAUCAACUCCAUCAACAUUGUGCUUCCAAUUAAAUAUGAACUAAGCGACCUGUGCCAAUUAAAAAUGCAAUCACUAAUAUACUAUCAACACAAUUUCCACCAGGAGAGAGCCACCAAAUUGCGUAUUUUUGCUAAUUUAAAUUUUAUCCAAUCAAGUGCUAUUCCAUGCAGGAGAAAACAUUCAGAAGAUUUUAAUAACCCGCUCAUCAAGAAUGGAGAUGAGAGUAAAAAUUUUCUAAUUGAAAAUAUAAUCGCUGCCUAUUUAGAAAGAAAUGUGACAACACAUUUAUCGAACAUCAAUACAUUUGUUGGAACCGAAAGCUCCACGUCGUUUGUCCUAGAACUGAAGGUGAAAUAUCCAGAAAAUCAAAUUUAUUAUCAGCCCAACUUUUGGCAUAUCCUAAAAUUCGCAUGGAUGCAGUACCUUGCAGUUUACAUAAUAACCGCUUGGCUUUCGAGAAAAGUAAAUAAAUAUAUAUUUCGUCACAGGUUGGUGUGGUAUUUUACGGACAAUCCUUUCAAAGCAAAAUAAAGUUUUUGAUUUUUGAUUUAA